Molecule: messenger RNA, 831 nt
Organism: Colletotrichum siamense
Lineage: Eukaryota; Fungi; Ascomycota; Sordariomycetes; Glomerellales; Glomerellaceae
Gene: asqE-1
Product: Short chain dehydrogenase asqE
Exons: 1
Coding region: 1-831 (276 amino acids)
Molecular function (GO): oxidoreductase activity
Source: RefSeq, a predicted model, not a curated record
AUGUCGGAAUCGACCACCACAUCCCAGCCGUGGUCUCUGGCCGGGAAAACAGCGAUUAUCACAGGAGGUUCGCGAGGAAUAGGACGAGGGAUCGCGAUCCACUUUGCGCGAAAGGGCAUUGCCAAUAUUGCCAUUACUUAUGUCUCGAAUCAGGCAGCCGCGGAGGAGACCCUGAAAGCCUGUCGCGAGCUCGGCGCUCAGCGGACGUGUAUGAUCCAGGCCAACAUGGUCGACCAUGAUGUCGGUCAGCGAGUGAUCAAUGAAGCCCUUUCUGGAUUGGAGGCAAAGACCAUCGACAUUCUGGUCAACAACGCAAUCUUGGGAAACGCCGAUAGACCUAAAGCGGUGACCGAGACGACACCCGAAGACUUCGCUGAGAUGAUGCACGCCAACGUGUUUACCCCUGUCAGCUUGACCGUCGCAUUCAUGCCCCACGCUCCAGCGUAUGGCGGACGAGUCAUCAACAUCUCUAGCAUCGCUGGCAAGCAAGGAAAUAGGGACCCAAUCAUGACCUACGGCGCAAGCAAGGCUGCUCUGGAGAGCUUUACAAGGUCCUUUGCAGAGCAGUAUUCCGCACAAAAGGGCAUGACGUUCAAUAGCGUCAGCGUUGGCCCAACGGCGACUGACGCCUUCGAAAAUGCUAAGAAAACCUUCCCCGCAGACUUUCUCGACCAACAGGUCAAAGACAUCACAGCAGCAGCUAGGAUUGGUGAGCCGGAGGAUAUCGCGUACAUUGUUGGCUUUUUGGCGAGUGAGGAGGGUCGCUGGGUGAAUGGUGCUGCUGUGAGUGCGAAUGGUGGUCACAAGAGUGUGUUGGCAGCUUUCGGCUAG